AUGGCAGAAUUACCACCGCCGCAACAGUUGGUUGAUAUUGACCCAGAUUUCGAGCCGCUCUCUCGCCCCCGGUCAUGCACCUGGCCUCUGCCUCGACCGGAGUUCAUCGAACCGGCCAGCUCGAACACAUCUUCACCGGCGCCUUCAGUCAAGCAGGAGCCUGUCGAAUACAUUAGGAACCUCAGUUUGUUAGAGGAGUCAGAGGACUACCCGGAGGAUGAGAAACCGCUCGUUUUGUGCAAUGAUUUUCAAUGCCAGGAGAAAUGUAUACACCAGCAACAGCAGCAACAACAUCAUCCACAGCAGUUACAGAAGCACCCGGGUACUCUGCUGCCACACCAGCAACAGGUGCCCCCGCUCUCGUCCCCCGUCGGGUCGAAUUCGGUGGCCUCCGCCGCAGCCGCGCAGAGGAAAAGCAGCUCGUCGCGUCGGAACGCGUGGGGGAAUAUGUCCUACGCGGACCUCAUCACCAAGGCGAUAGAGAGCUCACCCGAGAAGCGGCUCACCUUGUCUCAGAUCUAUGACUGGAUGGUGAAGAGCGUGCCAUAUUUUAAGGAUAAAGGUGACAGUAAUAGCUCUGCAGGUUGGAAGGUAAGCAAGCAAAAAGCAUCCAUUCGCGCGUAAUAUCUAAUAUGACAUUAUGUAGGCCUAUUUUAUAACCAUCUUGUUAUGAAUUAUCCCCUGAAUUAUAGGCUACACUGUGUCAAGUCAACUAAAUUAGGUUCAGAAUGCAAAAAAGGCCCACGUCAUUAAUUCACUAUGUGCCACAAUGUCCCGCAGUGCAGAAUCAUGGAUAGAUAUGGGGUAUUUGGAGAUCACGGGGCAGUGAUAAAAAAAUACAAAUGUGUAUCUCAGAUCGAUUGUCUAGGGCCAAGUUAACCUCCCCUGAUGUAAGAAAGUCAUUACCAUCAUGCUUUUAGGGAAAGAGGAUCAUUUUGUAGGCCUACAUGUAUUAAACUGGAGUUUGACCAAUUCCAGUCCCCUUGCUAAGUGGGUCCGUGGUCCUCCCUGGGAUACUUUUUAUGUAGAAGGAAUGAGAAGCUCAGUUCUGGUGACUUUUUAAAUGGACAUUCUACUCCAAAAUGAAUGAAAAUUAUGCUGACACAUAGAGAUAGAUAGAGGACUCAUCUUUGUAUAUGUUACACUAUAGCAUCUGUGACAACAUGAACAGCACCAUUGAGGCUAGCCCCUUUUGAAGUAGUCAAUUUUCUUCUCCACGAUUGGCUGAUCCCUCCUGAUGACCCCUCCAGGGUCACCAGGAGGGUCCAGUCAAUGAAGUUGGAAGUCCCACCCAGUUGACUACAUUAAAAUGGUGGAAACCCUCAAUGGCGCUGCCCAUGCUAAUUCAACCUUUUGGUCACUAGAGGCCUCUAUCAUUCUCUAUCUGCUGACACCAUCUAAAAUAUAAUUUCCACCUCCAGAAAUGAGCCCAAUAACAUAUUGUUAAAAAUUAUGUAAAAAUUAUUUUGGGGCUCCCGAGUGGCGCAGCGGUCUAAGGCACUGCAUCUCAGUGCUUGAGGUGUCACUACAGACCCCCUGGUUCGAUUCACAACCGGCCGUGAUUGGGAGUCCCAUAGGGCGGCACACAAUUGGCCCAGCGUCGUCCGGUGUAGGCCGUCAUUGCAAAUAAUAAUUUGUUCUUAACUGACUUGCCUAGUUAAAUAAAGGUUAAAAAUAAAAUUAAAAUAACAUAUUGGACCAUGCAUAUAGCCUAUGCAUGGUCUAUAUUAUCAGAUGUGCUAUUAGCAAUAAGCAUUAUCACCUGUAGGCCAACUGAUGCAUUUACCCCUUUGGACACAACAUCCUGAUUGCUGUUAUUACAUCCUUAUUACAUUGUUGUUAUUAUUAUUCAUAAUGAUUAUUUUAUUAUAAAUAUAAAUACAUCAUUAUUCAUUAUUAGUAUUCACUCGAAAAAUAUAUAUUUUUGGUUUCUAUUACGCUCAACAGUUUCCCGUGUGUAUCAAGAAUGGUCUACCACCCAAAGGACAUCCAGCCAACUUGACACAACUGUGGGAAGCAUUGGAGUCAACAUGGGCCAGCAUCCCUGUAGAAUGCUAGCAUCCCUGUAGAAUGGUUUGGACACCUUGUAAAGUCCAUGCCCCGAUGAAAUGAGGCUGUUCUGAGGUAUACCAAUGUUUGGUAUACUCCGUGUAUGUCAUUCCCCUUUUAAGACGCAAUUGCCCCUUUAAGAGCUCUUGAGUUUAGAUAAUUUGGCUCUGUUCACCUAAAAGAGCUGUUCAUUUGGCUCCCAAAUGGCGCUUCGUUCAGUAGUGCGUAGAAAUGUAUCUAAAACCUGCACUGAGGAAUUACCAUCAUCAGAGAAUGAGUUUUUAUAAUUUAUCUGAAGAUAAUCAAUGUCUGGAGCUCAAAGAGCAACAGUAACAGUAUGCAAAUCAGGGAGCCAAAUUAUGCGAUUUGGUUCCCGACGUUCACCAAAAAGUGCACCAUGCCUGAAACGCCGGUUGAAAAAAGUGCUAGCAAAGGAAAACUUGGAUCCCCCUCUUUUUUUUACCAAAGGCCAAAACUCUUUUCAAAAUACAUUAGCCAAAACUGCUUUUAAAAGUGUUUUCCCAUGAUUGCAUUAAGAAUUGUGCAUUGACUGCUUGUCCGAAUACGUUUCCCUCCCUAUGGCUCUCGCAACUUGAAUGCACCUCAAGAGGAAUACUUCUCUCACAUAGAACACACAACAAGAAGCCGACUAGGUAAAUAAGUCAACUAUUCAACUAUGGGGUUGUCUGAUUUUAUUUAAAUAACAACAUUACAUGGCAAAAAUAUUAGCACUGGAAGUUGCACCUGAGUGAUAAAGUAUAGGCUUUGUAUUACUUUACCAGCAGCUACAGUAGGGCAGACUACACACCUCUGUUUGAGUUGAGCGCCGUGGUUAUUAUUACAGACUAUUUCAUUCCCUUUCAACAUCAGAGUGUCAGCAACAAGCAUGCAUGUCAGUUCAGUGCACACAGCGUAACAGAGAAAAUUAAAUAUUUGAGAAUACAUUUAUUUGGGAAUAUAUUUUGUUGAACAGACAUGCUUCUGUAUUAGGCUAUGUCAUCUCCAAACCAGCCCACCCCCCCAUCCCCCCGGAGAUUUUAAUUGCAGAUCUACACUGACCUCAAAAACGACAUCUCCAGAAUCCAUAUGAUGGAAAUCUGUUGCAGUGACGGAGAGCUUUAAUCCCUGUGACAACUUCCGAGAAGUUUACUUGUUUCUCAAAGCUGGAGUGUAGGCUAUUCAGAGAGGUGAGACGCUCUGAACAUAGCAUAUAGAAAUAGAAUGAAUAGAGCCAACACGAUUCCCUAAUCUAUCUAGAUAAUUCUAUCUACACAGAGUGAAGAUUCUGAUGAUUCUGUUCUCACAGCUGAUCUUUUCCAGUGAAGAGCACAUCUCUCCAUUAAAGGUGGACCAUCUUGCUUAUCAUACAUGCUUUAUAGAGCAUUCAUAAACUAUUCAUAAGUACUACACAGAUGCUUCACAAAUCAUCUAAAAAUACUUAUCUAUGGUAAUACAAUUUAAAAUAAGGCAUUCAUAAAUGGUUCGAUUAAUGUUACAUCUAAGGAUAAUAAUAGGUGCCUUCUCAAAGGCAAAGGUAACUGUGUAAUUGUAACUGUGCAUUUAUAACCGUGUCUCUCAUUCACCCCACUACAUAGCUGAAGUUUUAGCGUAGCAGUCUUGCGGCUGUUAUGCUACUCUAAUGGACGUCAGGCGUCCCUCCCUUCUUCAGGAUAAAAAUAGCUGUGGAGGGUUACCUGUAUCUACCUGUGAGACAGGUACUCCAGAGGUGUGUUCCAAGACGUAACAGUCAUGGUCUGCCUACGCGUGCCGCGACAGAACGUCUGCCCUCGUUCCCCUUGAGACAGCGCAGUGUCAGCAUUCCAUGCGGUCAUGGGAUGUUUCUGUGGAUCCACUUUUAAGAUGUAGCAGUGGGCAUGUGUGUCAGAGAGAUCAAAUCAAAUUUGAUUUGUCACAUGCGCUCGAAUACGAUGGGUGUAGACUUUACCGCAAAAUACUUGCUUAUGAGCCCUUCCCAACGAUGCAGCGAGAACGAAAGAGAGAGAGACAGAGAGAAAGAGAGAGAAGGAAUAAAGAGAGAGACCGAGUGACAGAGAGAGACAGAAGGAGAGAGAUAUAUAUAUAUAUAGAGAAAGAAGAAAUAGAGAGAGAAAGAGAAGGAAUAGAGAAAGAGGAGAGAGGAGGAGAGCAGCAGGUUCCAGAGAUCAGGCUCAAAAAGCCACCUAGGGGCAGUGUGAUUUAAAUCUCUGUAUCAACGCCGUGUCACCAUGCUGUGCUGGUCCAUUGGUUUUAGAUGAUGUUUUAGAUUUAUAUAUUGACAAAUGACUGAAUGUGUAACAACUUGCGUUCUGCCUGAAUUGUGUGUCUGUGUCUGUCUGUGUGUGUCUGUGACUGUCACUGCAGUGGAAGGAAUGCGACUGGCAAACCCCCUGUCCAUAUAAUCUUAUCCAUUGUGAUCUUAAAGGCAAAACGUAUCCUAAAUCUGCACUUUUACUCUGAGACGCUUGAUAGGCUACCUACAGCCUCUGACUAGGGUGAGUGACGGCUCUAAGUGUGAGGUUGGUAGAGGAGAGGGGGAGAGAGAGAGAGUCUGUCACUGGAGUGUAAGGAAUGCGACUGGCAAACCCGCUUUAUAGGCACCGUGCCCAUUUGGGGUGGCACCGCACUCUUAUUGGCUGUGUAUGUGUGUAGUCCGAGUUUUACCCCACCCCAUUAGAAUCAAUGCUGGUCGUGUUUAGUUUCUGUUCAAGACGUGUUGGCAAAGAAUGAAAGCUAGGAGGAGUGGGCAGACAGGCCUGUAAGGAGAACAGAGAGGGAGCAAUCUAUCUGUUAUAUCAGAGUAUCUGUAGCUACAAUAUACCAGUAUUAAAGGACUGAAGGACUGAAGAAUGGUUUGUCAUCAUUAUGUAGACUUGCUAAAGAAAUGACCCAAAAUAAUUUACGCCGCCGAUACUGUAUGCACAUUUUCAUUUUCAUUUCAUUUACUUUCCUUCUAAACCAGGUUAAAUGCAAUGUUUUCUUACAGAUUCCCUUUGACCCAAUUUAACUAGGCCUAUAGGCACAGUGUCCAUGAUGCUAUGGUUUGUUUGUGUGUCAAUCUUGAACGUUUUGUUCCUUUGAAACUCUAACACACGCACCCUUGUUUAUAUUAGUAGUGGAGUACUCUGUGUCCUUGUCCAUAUUCCUCAACAGCACUGUGUAUGUAGCAAAGGACCCUGCUGCUGGUGGCUGUGCAAAUGUUUAUCAGUCAGCCUUGAUAUGGCUGGUCGCUGGAUGAACCUAGGUACCCCAGUAACCUUUAAAGUCCAGAGGAGUGAAGGGAGAGAGGGGAGAGAUUCUUCCCUCUCCAGUGAUACAGCACGUGCUUUCGGCCUCCCUUCCUUCUUCUGUCACUCAUUUUACUCCUCUCGAAAACAAACAAGUUAUAGAACCUCUGUUGGAAUACUAGAGAGAGCCCCGCUUCAGGCUUAUCUAAAACAAAACAAAACAAAACACGCUAUCGGUCGGUGCACAUGAUGAUAUUGUAGGGCAAGAGGAGCACAACAAGCAGUGAGUGAGUUCAGAGUUGGUCAUGGAAAGAUUUGGCAUGCAGGUUAUUGGCACUCAAAUGCACUGCAUGACUCUCGUGAACACAAUGACACAAUUCCCAGUUGUUGUCAAUUCUACCGGCCUCUGAGUUUGUUGUGGUGUCUUACAGACAGACAUCCAGUCAAUCAGAGAAAGCUUCACUCAGCUCUAUUCCUCCACAUGCUGAUUUGGUGAGCAGCAGACACUGCACUAGACUAGAUGGUUGUAGAAAUACCUUAAGUACCAUAAGCCUCAGUGGGGGUGGUCUGGCACUGGGCCAGUUCAAUAAGAGCUAUCAUAACGCUGGCACAGGAAGUUUUCUCGUUUACUACAGCACUGUGAGCUUAGAGCAGGCUUGGGCUCAGACUAAAGGCUGUAUGUAUCAAGCAUCUCAGAGUAGGACUAGGAGUGCUGAUCUAGAAUCCUUAAAAGCUUGUUUGUGUUUGUUAAAUAAAAGGCCCACAUACUGUAUUUUGGCACUCAAAACAUUCCUCAGUGGGAAAGGAAUGUAAAAAAAUAUAUAUACAUAUUCUCGUACGGACGGUAAUAUUCUUUAUCAUUCAAAACACUCCAUGUUGUUUUUACGAGGCUAUCUUGGCAGCGCCGACCGAGGCACCACUGUGGGUAGGCUAAGUGUGAAUAUGGAUGUGAGAGUUCAGAUGGGGUGACUCGUCUUAUAAGAGACAUUACGCAAACAAAACAUUUACUGGAAUUGGAAUGCCCUGGGCCAAAGUCUGCUGCCGUGCGUAGGUAGUUAGUCAGCUCAGUGGUGAUGAUAGGAUAGGGAGAGCCGGGGAGAACCGUCUGGUGAGGUGAAGAAGACCAUGUGAGAGUGAGCCACACUACUACUUAGACCAGACACACAGAUAGACAGACAGAAUGACAGGUUACUCUGGACAGACAGACAGACAGACAGACAGACAGACAGACAGACAGACAGACAGACAGACAGACAGACAGACAGACAGACAGACAGACACAGAUAGACAGAUGGAAUUACAAACAGAAGAGGAGAUGCAGACACAUUUAGACAGACAGAAUGACAGGUUACUCUGGACAGACAGACAGACAGACAGACAGACAGACAGACAGACAGACAGACAGACAGACAGACAGACAGACAGACAGACAGACAGACAGACACAGAUAGACAGACAGACAGAUAAAAACAUGGACUUAGAAAUUAAGACUAACUCAUCUCCCACAGCGUUUUGUGCUUUACUUGUCCUGUGUUCAAUCAACGUUUUGCAGUAUAUGCCUAGCAGCCUAAGUGUUUAGGAGUUUAAUGUUUCUUCUGUGAGAUGGAACACCAAUAGUGAGUCAGGAAAUGCCUGCAGAGCUAUAUGUGACUGACUGGCUGCCGGGGCUGAACAAAUCAGUUUCCAUUGUGUGAAACAAAACGACUUGGUCACUGCAUGGCCGCUUUAUGAAUUACUGCCCUAGCUACAAGACAGCCUUUUACUCCUUUUCAUUCUAAACCUGUCUGAAAUUCUUCAACAUCUAUAGCCUUUCUUCUUUUUCAACGUGGGGGUGUGUCGUGGGGUAGGGGCGCCUGGCGAUGCUAGAAGCCAUAGAACUUACUUUCAGGCCCGAAACCUGUAUUUUUCUGAGUCCUCAGUCUUGACAAUAACAGGAGGUAACACAAAUGCCUCAAUCAAUGUAGGAGCUGUGGGGGGGGGGGCAUCAAACAUCCUCGAAUUCCAGAGUUGUGUGCUCAUAUCCCUGCGUCGUCCGUGUCCUCUAGUUUCCUGUGCGGACUCAACUGCUUGGCCUUUCAGGUCUGUGUCCCAAAUGGCUAGUGCUGAGCGAUUAACUGACAUUGGUUCAAUUAUUUGAAUUCCAUUUUGUUCUGGGCAAUGCACAGUUUCUCUACAGAUAAAUCAAAUCAAGCCUGAACUGUGCGGUUUGUAGUAGGGAGUUGUAGAUUCCAACAGUCCAAUAUUCUACAUAGUUUAGCGCAGGUAAAAUCCUAGAGGAAAACGUGGUUCAGUCUGCUUUCCACCAGACACUGGGAGAUGAAUUCACCUUUCAGCAGGACAAUAACCUAAAACACAAGGCUAAAUCUACACUGGAGUUGCUUACCAAGAAGACAGUGAAUGUUCCUGAGUGGCCGAGUUACAGUUUUGACUUAAAUCUGCUUGAAAAUCUAUGGCAAGGCCUGAAAAUGGUUGUCUAGCAAUGAUCAACAACCAAUUUGACAGAGCUUGAAGAAUUUUGAAAAAAAAAAAAGUUGCACAAUCCAGGUGUGGAAAUCUCUUUAAAAUUUACCCAGAAAGACUCACAGCUGUAAUCGCUGCCAAAGGUGAUUCUAACAUGUAUUGACUUAGGGGUGUAAAUACUUAUGUAAAUGAGAUAUUUCUGUAUUUCAUUUUCAAUAAAUUUGCUAUAAUUUCUAAAAACUUGUUUUCACUUUGUCAUUAUGGGCUAUUGUGUGUAGAUGGGUGAGAAAAACAUCUAUUUGGAUUUUUAGGCUGUAACACAAUAAGUCAAGGGGUAGGAAUACUUUCUGAAGGCACUGUAUAUAAGCACAUCAUGCCUGUGUGUCUGUGAAUGCGUCCGUCUGUCUGUAGUGUGUAAGCUGCUAUGUGACCAGAAGUCAGUACAAGCCAUCGCAUCAUGUGACUCAGUUUAGCCUUGGAACAUUCUUGGGACAUGGGGUGGGGUGGGUGAGGGAGUGUUUGUGCGUGCGUGCAUGCGUGUUGUUGGCCAUGGGGUGACAGAGUUGCAGUGUGAAGGGUCGGUUGUGUGACAUUGCAUGUAGUCACCAUGAACUCUAAGGAUUUUAAUCAAGCGCUUUAACCACUCAUGACCACAAAGUCUCCUGUUUGAGCCCUUAGCCCUCAGCCCUGUCCUGCAGUAGAGGCCCACACAUUGGAGACACAGGGAGUGCUGCGGCUUCAACAUUUGUGUGGGUCAGUCAGUCUGCUGAGAAAUACUUGGCAUGAAUUGAGGUCAUGUCUUUGGUACUACUAUGUGGUCAACCACCAAUAAAACACAAGAAUACUGUUAUGACAAAUACCGCAUAGGUAUGGCAUACAUUUAGCGGUUGAAAAUAUAUUUCAGGUGAUUAUAACCUGUAAAUAACAAAAUAACUGCAGUACUUUGACAAACGAUCCGGGAGCACAACCUCAAAGAGCAUCCUCGCUCGUUGUGUGCAAAUUGCUGUUGUCCUUUAAUCUAAAACAAACAAACAUAACAGGAGUUUUUCAUGUCAUGUUAUGCCGGCCGGCCCAACCCCCGGCCCGGCCCCAGCCCCCGCCCCCGCCCUAGCCCCAAGCCCCGGACGGUGGAACCUUUGGCGAUUGGUUAUUUUUACCCCUUCCUGUAAAAACACCAGCAGCUCGGUCGGUGCCUUGGUUCGUCCCCCACAAUGAACUAUGAUGCACAUCCUGCUGACUGGCUGGAAAAUAUCACCGGCCUGCCGUGUGUUCGCAUCUCCUCCGCCCUGAAAAACAUAAGGGCCAGGCAGGGUGGGAGGGAAGGAGGAGGGAAGGGGUAGGGAGGUAGAGAUAGCAAGAGGAGGGAGGGAGAUAGUGAGAUAGAGAGGGAGGAAGGGAGGCAGGGAGGAGGGAGAGAGAGAGGGAGGCAGGGAGGAGUUAAGGCGCUAACAGACAGCGGGUGGGGUGGCCCAUUCAUUUUCAAUGAAGGCAGGGGGGCAAAAUUAUAUCCAGGCGGCGCGGUCGGCGGUGCUCAUUCCUGUGAAGACCGCUCAAGCCGAGACGGAGAAAAUAGAAAUCUAUUCCAUUUCUGAAGCGGUGCCGUCGUUGUUGACCAAUAACAGAAAACGUAGCCUGUGUGGUGAUACAUCAGCACGUACAUCCAACAUAAGGACCAGCUAACUUGCCCACUCUAGCUAGCUGGCUAAAACGUUCAGUUUACAGAGUCACGUUUAACAAUACAAAUCAUUGUUUUCUAAUAGUUUUUUGGAAUUAAUAAUUUCUGUUGCAUGUAAGUAAAAUGUUAUGCAUGCUUAUGGUGUUAUAGCAAUUCACCUUUGACAUGUUGAUAACGUGUGCUUAUUUCGUGUAAUGCUCACCGCCGGCUGUCACCCAGUUUGUGUAGGCACUAGCCGCUUUGACUAGAGAAACAAGUGGUGAGUGUUGCCAACAAUUUUUCAGUGAGAAUCGCUAUUGGCUCCUUGAUUUGUUCUAGAAGUUUGCUAGAUAACAUCUUGCCAUUACCACGAUGACGUCACAGCACCAAUUUGCCUUGAUGCGGUACAGCUGCGGUCCCCAAUGGAGCGUUUUCGCCCCCUCUCUCUUUCGCCCCCUCUCCCGGAAGGAGGGAGAGCACAAGACAGGAUAGUUCCUGGCUCAGGGUAAUUGUGUGUGUGUGUGUGUGUGUGUGUGUGUGCGCGCGGGUUUGUGCGUGUGUAAAGUGAGGUGUUUUCUCUAGCUUUCCUCUAUUCUCUACAACUGUCCCUCCCUGUGCUCUCCCUGCUGUCUGUCACCUUAUCAACAGUUUUCUCACUACACUAGUAGAGUAGUGAUCAUCAUAUCUCUAAAAAGGGCAUAGAUCAGAUCAGAUCUUAUCUAUAUAUCUAGUAUGUACAGUAUUCACACUACCGUAAUACGGAAACAAUAUAGGGUGGGGGAAAUGAUUCCCAAAUGCCACCCCCAGUGAUGCUGAUAGUAAUAAUAAUGAUGAUAAUGGUGAUAGUAGAUUACCAGGGAGGACAGGGAGGAGGGUGUUAUUUUACUCUUUGUGAUAACACCACUCCCCACCACUUCAUAGUGGGUAGGGAGUGGAUUCUGCACUCCACCCUAUCGGAGGCAGAGGGUGUUAGGGGUGGAUGCUGCUCUCCACCCUGUGUGUGUGUUUGUGUGCGCGUGCGUGUUUCUGUGUGGUUGGAGGGAGGGCGGGGGGUACUAGAGGUGGGUGGAGCUUCCUGUGUUCCCCACGCUAUGCUUAUUUAUUGCCCAUCAGUGUUUGUGUGUCUGUGUGUCUGUGUGUGCCAGCUGGGCGUUCCAGCCGUUUGCCCUGCCAGAGCAGCCAGCCCUGUCUCACCCCUUGCCUACCCGCCAGCCUGCCCGCCGGGGCCUCUCUCUCUCCCUUGGGGUAGCCUGGAGGCCCUGGAGGCUGGGGCUAGGCGCCAAAGGGAGGGAGGGAGGGAGGGAGGGAGGGAGAGAGAGAGAGAGAGAGAGGGGGGAGAGAGAUAGGGAGAGAGAGAGAGAGAGAGUGCACCACGCCAUGAACGGCAUCUUCCUGGAACUCAGUGUUUUUCUCAAUGAGCUGUGACAUGAGCCGUUGCCAGCCACACGUGUAGCAGCUCUGUAACUGUGUGUGUGUGACUAACGUCCUGUUAAUGUUUAUUUUUUAUUUUGGGGGGCGGGUUUGAGAUCCCUGAAGACCAUGUCUGAAAUUCUUUGUCAAUAUAAUGUACGAAAAUGUAUGGACUCACUACUGUAAGUCACUCUUGAUAAGAGUGUCUGCUAAAUUACUAAAAUGUAAAAUGUAAUGAUUACAACACCACAGGGGUAUACUACAAAGCAGGAUCAAUGAGUUAGCCAGCUAACUUUCAAGUUUCAAGUUUUAAUGUCACGUGCACAAGUACAGUGAAAUGCCUUAAUUGCAAGCUCUAAACCCAACAAUGUAGUAAUCAAUAUCAAUGUAGAAUAAAAACACAAUCAAAUUAACAUUAGAAAUAAGAAGAACAUGAGAAAGUAAGAAGCUAUAUACAGGGUAGGCUUGGGCAGUAUACCGUAUAUAUACUGUAUACCGGGGUAUUUGGAAAUAGCCACGGGAUGGUUUUUCAAUACCGUCAAUACCGUAAACUAUUUCUUUGAAGUUUUGCAACACAUUAGACAUAAAAUAUCUUCAUUUUCAUCAGAUAACAACAGAAGUGCAAAGCUAUUCAGCUGGCAGCCACACAAGUAAAUGAGCUUACAAUGAAAAAGCAAGGUAUUUUUUGCAAACCACGAUACAUGGCCAUCAUAUGUAUAAUGUUUAAGCCUAUCAUAGAAAGAAUGUAGCCAGCUACAUUUCCUCAUGUUUUGCUUAAAGUUAAUCUUGCAUUUUACCAGAGAAAAGUAGGCAGGCUACACCGAGAAAAGUAUCUGAGAAAAUAAGCUACAUAUCAGUCAGAGUGUUGUCUGCUGAUAGAAUGCCCAUUUGUGAAUUCUCAUCCGAGUUUAGAAGCGCAACUGAAGCACAGAAUUUGAUGCCGAGCAGAAAUUACAUUAAGAAGCAUUUUAGUAUUUUUUCCUGGGUGAAAAACGCGGAAUUAUGCGUUAACACGACACCUAGAAUAACUUGCUAGCUAAGUAAGUGGCAUCAUAUUGUGUUAGCUUUCGGCCAUGUUUGAGAAGGCAAAGCCCUUAGGAUUAGUUAUUAGCUGCCACUGUUAUCUUGAUUUCCUUGCGUUUUUUCUCCUCUCCGUUCUCACCCCCUCUGCUCCUCCCUCCUCUUCUCUGAGCAGAGUAGGCAGGCCUGUUGCCCUAGCAACUCCGGACUCCACACAGACACAGCAUGUAGACAUGCUGCUGGAGAGCCAGUACUGCAUGCGUCAAAACUUUGUAAAUUUGCACGUCUCUCAUUCACAUUCGCUUGUAAAACUCAUGAAAAAUGACAUUCGGUAGCUCCUACCUAUAUACAGUGCCUUGCAAAAGUAUUCAUCCCCCUUGGCGUUUUUCCUAUUUUGUUGCAUUACAACCUAUAAUUUUAAUGGAUUUUUAUUUGUAAUGGACAUACACAAAAUAGUCCAAAUUGGUGAAGUGAAAUGAAAAAAAUAACUUGUUUCAAAAUAUUCUAACAAAUAAAUAACGGAAAAGUGGUGCGUGCAUAUGUAUUCACCCCCUUUGCUAUGAAGCCCCUAAAUAAGAUCUGGUGCAACCAAUUACCUUCAGAAGUCACAUAAUUAGUUAAAUAAAGGCCACCUGUGUGCAAUCUAAGUGUCACAUGAUCUGUCACAUGAUCUCAGUGUAUAUACACCUGUUCUGCAACACCACUAAGCAAGGGGCACCACCAAGCAAGCGGCACCAUGAAGACCAAGGAGCUCUCCAAACAGGUCAGGGACAAAGUUGUGGAGAAGUACAGAUCAGGGUUGGGUUAUAAUUUUUUUUUAUCAGAAACUUUGAACAUCCCACGGAGUACCAUUAAAUCCAUUAUUUAAAAAAAUGGAAAGAAUAUGGCACCAUAACAAACCUGCCAAGAGUGGGCCGCCCACCAAAACUCACAGACCAGGCAAGGAGGGCAUUAAUCAGAGAGGCAACAAAGAGACCAAAGAUAACCCUGAAGGAGCUGCAAAGCUCCACAGCGGAGAUUGGAGUAUCUGUCCAUAGUACCACUUUAAGCCGUACACUCCACAGAGCUGGGAUUUACGGAAGAGUGGCCAGAAAAAAGCCAUUGCUUAAAGAAAGUCAAGGGGUCUGAAUGCUUUCCGAAGGCACUGUAAAUAUAUGUGCAUGUUAUGUGUGUGUUGGAGUGUCAGUGUGCGUGAGUGUGUACAAUCCUGUGAGUGUACAUAAAGACUGUGCAAAAAUGAAAGUAAAUACAAGGGUCAACUCAGAUAGUGUGACACCAACAGGCUCCUGAACAGCUUCUAUCCCCAAAAAACAAGACUGCUAAAUAGCUAACAAAAUGGCAAUACAGACUAUCUGAGUUGACCCUUGUAUGCACACUUACAGGAUUGUACACACUCACACACUGUUGCCAUUUUGUUAGCUAUUUAGCAGUCUUGUUUCUUGGGGAUAGAAGUUGUUCAGGAGCCUGUUGGUGUCAGACAUUUUAUUUUGUAUUUUAUUACUACCCCUUUUUCCUCCCCAAUUUCGUGAUAUCCAAUUGGUAGUUACAGUCUUGUCCCAUCGCUGCAACUCCCGUACGGACUCAGGAGAGACGAAGGUCGAGAGCCAUGCGUCCUCCGAAACACGACCCCGCCAAGCUGCACUGCUUCUUGACACACUGCUCCCUUAACCCGGAAGCCAGCCGCACCAAUGUGUCGAAGGAAACACCGUACAGCUGGCAACUGAUGUCAGCGUGCAUGCACCCGGCCCGCCACAAGGAGUCGCUAUAGCGCGAUGGGACAAGGACAUCCCGGCCAGCCAAACCCUCCCCUAACCCGGACGACGCUGGGCCAAUUGUGCGCCGCCUCAUGGGUCUCCCGGUCGCGGCCGGCUGCAACACAGCCUGGGAUCGAACCCAGGUCUGUAGUGACGCCUCUAGCACUGCGAUGCAGUGGUUGGUGUCAGUCUUGAUGCACUGGUACCGCUUACCAUGCGGAAGCAGAGAUAAUAGUCUAUGGCUUGGGUGGCUGGAGUCUUUAACGUUUUUUCUGGCCCUUCCUUUCACACCGCCUGAUAUAGAGGUCCUGGAUGGCAGGUAGCUCGGACCCAGUGAUAUACUGGGCUGUCCGCACCACCCUCUGUAGCACCAUGCGAUUGAGGGCGGUGCUAUUGCCAUACCAAGCGGUGAUGCCGCCAGUCAAGAUGCUCUCAAUGUUGCAGCUGUAGAACCUUUUGAGGAUUUGAGUGUCCAUGUCAAACUUUUUCAACCUCCUGAGGGGGAAGAGUCACUAUCGCGCCUUCUUUACGACUGCGCGGGCGUGUAUGGACCAUUUUAACUCAGUGAUUUAGACCUCGAGGAAUUUCAAGCUCUCGACCUGCUCCACUGCAGCCCAUUUUUUAUUUUUUAUUUUGAGAUGAUCUUGAAAUGGGCAUGGUCUAAUUGAUUCAACAAAUGAAAAAACAUAUAGAAGUUUAGCUAUUUUUUAUGAACCAGAAAAUCUAUAGUUUAUUUCUGUUUGCUUAUCAAAGUUAGCUAGCUAAAUCAUGGAUCCUGCUUUGUAGUAUACCUCUCUGUAUAUUCCACUAACACACUUCAGACCAAAACACCAUUCAACAAGCACUUUGAGUAUUUUUGAAUAAAUAUCUACACUCGUGAAGUACUCUUUUUUGUGUGUGUAACUUAUUUUAUCUGCAAACUGGGACCUUGCACGAUGAUAUUAAUCCAAACUAAUGAAUAUACAGUCACAUUUCUAUUUGUUUUACACUGUAAACAUUUAAUUGAAUUGGUUUGUUGAGCACAUGAAUCAAAACGUGCUUCCUUCUAGAGCAACAAACAGUGAGGUUUUCAUCUCCUGGAAACCCAGAGAAUAGGGCCCAGAGAAUAUAGUACAGAGAUAAGAAUGACCUUGUGUACAUUUUCGUCAACGCUCUUAUCCAGAGCGACUUACAGGAGCAAUUAGGGUUAAGUGCCUUGCUCAAGGGCACAUCGACAGAUUUUUCACCUAGUCGGCUUGGGGAUUAGAACCAGUGACCUUUCGGUUACUGGCACUACGCUCUUAACCACUAAGCUACCUGCCGUGUACUAGGGGGUUUCUAUCUAGGACUGUUGUGGUCAAUUGUGUUGACAUCUAUAUAUAGCAUUAAGCUGUGAUAAACUGGUAAAUCAAGAUGUAGCCUAGGUUGAUUCACAAGACAGGUGCGGGAAGAGGAAGAAGUUAAUUAAUAUGUUUUUGGUGACAAUCAGCUUUGAAAUCAGCAUAUUUUGUGAUAUGCUAGGUUAGGGAAUUUACGUUGCUUCAGCUGUAAGCUGGACAUUGUUUUGCGAACAGUAAUGAACAGUUUUAAAAUUUCUACAUACCGGGUUGCAUUAUUCAAAUGUGUUAAUUUCAGUGCAGCAUGAGUGGGGAGCUAACAAUGCAGCCCACAAAGUUCUAGCAAUGAAUGAGGAAGUGCAGCAGGCACUUUGUUCUUCACACUACAAAGGGGCUGCGCUGACAGACAGACUUGAUCCUCUCUAUCACAUGAGACACAUUUGACAGAAGUACCGAACGUAACAAAAAUUCUAAUACCGAAACGUAAUUUAUUUUGUAGCGAAGAAGUACAUAUGUUUCGGGAUACCGUGCAACACUACUUUCUAUUUGGAAAUUAGUGGUGUAGUGGAGGGUAAAGGCAUGUAAACGCCUUUGAGUGAGUGUGUGUGAGUUAGUCUGCCUGCUUGCCUGCCUGCCUGUAUCUAUGUGUGUGAGGCUGAUGUCUGAAUGAGGCUGUACAGCAGUAAUACAGUGCAGGGUCUAUGGUCUAUGAGGCAGGCUGUGUGAGGACUGUGGAAUGUGUGGCAUGCGGGGCCACUGCAUUGUCCCCCAGUUCCAGCCAGCAAGCGAGAGGAUAAUCACCUCCCUAUCAACCUCAUAUAUUCGGGGCCCUGGGGGGGCCUCUGGGCCACCACUAACAAUACAACACACAUCGCAGCACUGCAAGUAAUUAUGAGGAACAGCGAUUCAUCGGGCUGGCUGGGGGCCCACAGCUCAGUCCAUUAAUCUGGCUGGGGUUUCUGUGUUUCAGUGGGCUGUGAGAGGGCAGACAGACUGGAGCAGCAUGGGGUAGUUUCUAUAGCAGACAUUAUGAUGGUGGUCUUGACUGAGUAGUAGGAAGGAUGAACUAGUUGGAUGCAACCAUUGUUUUUAUAGUUGUCUAUAUCUAUGUGUUGAUAGCAAUAUGUUGGAGUUAGACAUUGUUUUAGACAAGGCAAAAACACACUGUAGAAACUCACAUUGAACUCAGUCAGUGUGCCUGUCUGCCCGGGUGCGUUUAAGGUGAAACGAAGGCAAGAGGAAAUAAAAAUGCAGGGAAGUUCUCAGAGUUUUCCUGCUUCCAACCUCUCCCUCUGCCAAUCCUCCUCACCCAUUCUUCAAUGUUCUCAGUUCAGAUUAUUUUCAAACUUGAAGUGGGCAUCAGCACUGCCAACUGAGAUAUGUCAUUAUAAUAACCCAUGUCAGAUGUUGGACAUCAUGUAGACAUCUGCAGAAGUUGUGAUGGCCACUUGCACGUUUCUUCAGCUGAAGUGGCAAAACUAUUUCCCUCAAUCUCACCCACUCUCUCUCUGGAGAGGUUUUGUUUUAAGAGCCUGUGUUGGACGGAUGUAGACCCAUGCAUUCUCUAAGAACAUUAAAUAUGUCUGUCAUCUUCAAAGGGCAGUAGAGGUCCCUUCGUCCUGACUCAGACUUUUAUACGUUCCCCUCCGACUUCACUGGUAAACACAACGCAUGCACCCCCCAGUCUGUCCAUUGUGCCCUUUAGGGGGCCACUGUCUCCUGUGUUUGGCAGUCAGAAGGGCCAUAUCAGCACCUACCAGCACUUCCUGAGCGGAUAUGAUGGAGAAGGGAGUGCAGUGCACUGACUGACCUGUCCACUAACAAGCCCAAUGGGAAGCUAAAGUCUCAUUCUCUCUCUCUUUUGCUUUCUUUCUUUCUUUCUUUCUAUGUCUGGCAUUACACUGCUCUGGCACACAGAUUAUUGCAGGCUAUCACAGCACACACACACUUAGUCAUGUACCCAUGUCCAACCCACACACACACACACACAAAAUCUGGUCUUCUAAAAUCUAUUAUAUAAAUCACAGAAAGAGGGAGAGAGAAAGAAAGAAAUGGUGAGAGAGUGAAAAGCAAAGAGAAGUGGAGGGAGAACGAUAGACAGAAAAAGAGAGCGUGACAGAGAGAAAGAAAGAUCAUUUAAAACGUUGUUUUAGAGAAUUUGGCAGUACGUCCAACCGGCCUCACAACCGCAGACCACGUGUAGCCACGUCAGCACAGGACCUCCACAUCUGGCUUCUUCACCUGCGGGAUCAUCUUAAGGGGGGUUGGGGACGAGGUGCUGAGGAUUAUUUAUGUCUGUAAUAAAGCACUUUUGUGGGGAAAAACGAAUUCUAAUUGGCUGGGCCUGGCUCCCCAGUGGGUGGGCCUAUGCCCUCCCAGGCCCACCCAUGGCUGCGCCCCUGCCCAGUCAUGUGAAAUCUAUAGAUUAGGGCCUAAUGAAUUUAUUUCAAAUGACUGAUUUCUUUAUUUGAACUGUAACUCAGUAAAAUCUUUGAAAUUGUGGCAUGUUGCGUUUAUGUUUUUGUUCAGUAUAGAUAUAAGCAGCAGCAUUUACUCUUAAGGGCUAUUUAUACCCUACAGAGACGCAAGAUUCGGAGCGUAGCGCAGUGUUGCAAUGUCGUUUUCCGUCACGAAAAGGGUACUAGUACUACGCUCCAACAAUCAACAAUUGCCAUUAGCGGUAUCAUUCCUUGCGCAGCCAUGGGGCAGUGUUGUGUAGGCAAUUAAGCCGUAUUUCACUAGCAACUCGCUUGGUUCCUUGAUCUGAUCUAUAUAGGCUAUGCAUCAAAGUAGCCUAUUUUGCAUUGAUAACCAAAUACAAUUUCAGCGAUUGUUCAAACAGGACCAUAUAAAUUCUGUGUUGUGGAGAACGUCGACGGAUUCACGGAAACCAGACAUUAAAAUGGAAUUCAACAAUAUUCUGAAAUGUAUUGACAUCAGUAAAUCAACAAAAUUUAUUGAACUUAUUAGAAAAUGCAUUAAUUUGCUCAAGUUAAUCACAAGACAUUAACACAAUGCAUCAGUGAUUCGUAUUUUCCUGAACAUUACUGAAACAGCACAGGAAUACCCCUGUGUGUGUGUGUGCGGUGCGUGUGUAUGUCUAAACUAGGGAUUCAUAUUUUCCCGAAAAUCUACUGAGUUUCAAUACCUGGAAUAAUUCAUAUUUAUCCUGAGAGUCCAGGGAAAUACCGCAAAAAUUGGAAGUGCCCUGUCGUGGAAAUUUCACACAGGGACACUCAAAGUCAAUCUUAAAUGUAAGGGUUGGUGUGAGGUGUGACCCAGGUGUGGUGCAGGAUAGACAAUAGGCUGUAGGCAAGGAUGGUGAAACAAGGAUCUUUACUGGUGGUCCAAAAGCCAGGAUACAAAACAACGGACUAUUCACGAAAACAAAUGAGAAGCACAUAGGUCUCCAAAAAACAGGCUGACAGCAAACAAUACGAAAUACUAACUCUGACUGGAAAAACACAAUGACACAGGGAGAACAUGUCUCGAGUACCUGUAACUCCGUGACGUGAUCCGACACUGAUACGUACUGCUUGACAUCAAGGAACUAGCAGAGAAAACUGAGCAAGGGAACACAGGGAAGUGAGGGCAUAAAUACACAGGUGAAUCUGAUAGACACAGGUGACACCAAUAGGAAGAUAAUUAGUCCCGACUGUGAGUGAGGAGGUGCCUAUGGUUGUCAGAGGAUGACACCUAGUGGGUUGCUCCGGAACUGCGACCCACUCCUGUAACACUUAAAUGAAUCAUUGUUUAUUAUCAGCGCGCUGGAGAGGUUCCAACCAACUCAAUGUACAGAAUUUGUGCUCUAGUCUUCUCCUAAGACUAGCUUGCCGCUACUUCCUAUACAUAUAUAAUAACCGUAGAUAACGUUAUAGAUUGAAAAACUCAGCUCACAGAACUGGUUGGGGUAUCCAUUCAGACACGCACUCAGUAAUCUCCCAUAUUACCUUUUUCACACCGGAACCAGUCCCCUGACAGCUCUCAUUCACUCAGUACUUAAUAGUAAUAAUAUCUCUUAGUAUUCUCAAUUUUAAUCAAUCAGCUUAUUAUCCAAAUUUCAAUCCUCUUGUUAUCCAAAUUUCAAUCAGUUUAAUAUCCAAAUUUCAAUCAAUCAGCUUAUUAUCCAAAUUUCAAUCAGAUUAAUAUCCAAAUUUCAUUCAAUCAUGUUAUUAUCCACAUUUCUUCAAUGGUUCCUCUAUAGUCUCUAUAGUUGCCACUUGUUAUCCACAUUUCAAUCAGCUUAAUAUGUAAUAUCUUACAUACAUAACUUUCACAUCCACAUUCACUUAGUACUAUUCCCAAACACUCGGUAAUCUCCCUUAUUACCCAUCUGCAUCUCUUCACCAUAUGUAUCUUUCACAUACAUAAACUCAGCAAAAAAAGAAACUUUCUUUCAAAGAUAAUUUGGAAAAAUCCAAAUAACUUCACAGAUCUUCAUUGUAAAGGGUUUAAACACUGUUUUCCAUGCGUGUUCAAUGAACCAUAAACAAUUAAUGAACAUGCACCUGUGGAACGGUCGUUAAGACACUAACAGCUUACAGACGGUAGGCAAUUAAGGUCACAGUUAUGAAAAUUAAGGACACUAAAGAGGCCUUUCUACUGACUCUGAAAAACACCAAAAUAAAGAUGCCCAGGGUCCCUGCUCAUCUGCGUGAAUGUGCCUUAGGCAUGCUGCAAGGAGGCAUGAGGACUGCAGAUGUGGCCAGGGCAAUAAAUUGCAAUGUCCGUACUGUGAGACGCCUAAGACAGCGCUACAGGGAAACAGGACGGACAGCUGAUCGUCCUUGCAGUGGCAGACCACGUGUAACAACACCUGCACAGGAUCGGUACAUCUGAACAUCACACCUGCGGGACAGGUACAGGAUGGCAACAACAACUGCCCGAGUUACACCAGGAACGCACAAUCCCUCCAUCAGUGCUCAGACUGUACGCAAUAGGCUGAGAGAGGCUGGACUGAGGGCUUGUAGGCUUGUUGUAAGGCAGGUCCUCACCAGACAUCACCGGCAACAACGUUGCCUAUGGGCACAAACCCACCGUCACUGGACCAGACAGGACUGGCAAAAAGUGCUCUUCACUGACGAGUCACGGUUUUGUCUCACCAGGGGGGAUGGUCGGAUUCGUGUUUAUCGUCGAAGGAAUGAGAGUUACACAGAGGCCUGUACUCUGGAGCGGGAUCGAUUUGGAGGUGGAGGAUCCAUCAUGGUCUGGGGCGGUGUGUUACAGCAUCAUCGGACUGAGCUUGUUGUCAAUGCAGGCAAUCUCAACAAUGUGCGUUACAGGGAAGACAUCCUCCUCCCUCAUGUGAUACCCUUCCUGCAGGCUCAUCCUGACAUGACCCUCCAGCAUGACAAUGCCACCAGCCAUACUGCUCGUUCUGUGUGUGAUUUCCUGCAAGACAGGAAUGUCAGUGUUCUGCCAUGGCCAGCGAAGAGCCCGGAUCUCAAUCCCAUUGAGCACGUCUGGAACCUGUUGGAUCGGAGGGUGAGGGCUAGGGCCAUUCCCCCCAGAAAUGUCAGGGAACUUUCAGGUGCCUUGGUGGAAGAGUGGGGUAACAUCUCACAGCAAGAACUGGCAAAUCUGGUGCAGUCCAUGAGGAGGAGAUGCACUGCAGUACAAAUUGCAGCUGGUGGCCACACCAGAUACUGACUGUUUACUUUGAUUUUGACCCCCCCCCCCUUUGUUCAGGGACACAUUAUUCUAUUUCUGUUAGUCACAUGUCUGUGGAACUUCUUCAGUUUAUGUCUCAGUUGUUGAAUCUUGUUAUGUUCACACAAAUUUUUAAACAUGUUAAGUUUGCUGAAAGUAAACGCAGAUGACAGUGAGAGGACGUUUCUUUUUUUGCUGAGUUUAUAUAAUAACACCACGUGCUAUUAGUAGUGGCUGCAGACCACAUAGACACUUCUCUUAUAAAUGCCCACAGACAGCUGUCAGCGGGGCUUUCCAUGGUACCGUUACUUUCCCUUGCUCUAGUCUUCUCUAUAAGACUUGCUCCAGCCUUUUUCUGUCAUAUGUAUCACUGCCGUGGUUCCUCUAUAGUCUCUACGGUAUCUAAAGUCCCUGAGCAUCCAUAGUCCCUAUAGCAUCACAGUCCCUAUAGCAUCCAGAGUAUCUAUGGUCCCUAUAGCAUCAUAGUCCCUACAGCAUCUAUAGUCCCUCAGCAAUCAUAGUAUUAAUAGUUUAUAUAGUCAUAAAUGCUAUGGUCUCUAUAGACUCUAUAGUCUUGCCGCAUACAUAUAGAAUAACACACGCACUUUCACACAUUCACUCAGUACUUAUUAUCACAAUUUAAAUCAGCUUAUUAUCCAAAUUUAAAUCACUUAACUAAUAUUUCUUAAUAUCAACAUUUCUAUCUUUUAUUAUCCAAAUUUCAAUCAGCUUAAUAGCCACAUUUCAAUCAUGUUAUUAUCCCAAUUUCAAUCAGCUUAAUACUUUCCACACUCACACAACUUUCACAUCCACAUUCACUACACUCACACAACUUUCACAUCCACAUUCACUACACUCACACAGCUCACAUCCACAUUCACUACACUCACACAACUCACAUCCACAUUCACUACACUCACACAACUCACAUCCACAUUCACUACACUCACACAACUCACAUCCACAUUCACUACACUCACACAACUCACAUCCACAUUCACUACACUCACACAACUUUCACAUCCACAUUCACUACACUCACACAACUUUCACAUCCACAUUCACUACACUCACACAACUCACAUCCACAUUCACUACACUCACACAAAUCACAUCCACAUUCACUACACUCACACAACUCACAUCCACAUUCACUACACUCACACAACUCACAUCCACAUUCACUACACUCACACAACUCACAUCCACAUUCACUACACUCACACAACUCACAUCCACAUUCACCACACUCACACAACUUUCACAUCCACAUUCUCUACACUCACACAACUCACAUCCACAUUCACUACACUCACACAACUCACAUCCACAUUCACUACACUCACACAACUCACAUCCACAUUCACUACACUCACACAACUCACAUCCACAUUCAGUACACUCACACAACUUUCACUUCCACAUUCACUACACUCACACAACUCACAUCCACAUUCACUACACUCACACAACUCACAUCCACAUUCACCACACUCACACAACUUUCACAUCCACAUUCACUACACUCACACAACUCACAUCCACAUUCACUACACUCACACAACUCACAUCCACAUUCAGUGGUACCCUCCUCCAUUUCUAUGUUUAGUUUUAUUGGUUUUAUUAGUAUUUUUUCUAUUUUUAUACUAAUUCAUUUGAAUUGACUUACUGAAAUCAGAAGACAUGUCCCUCAAUUGUUUGCAGAUUAUGUGUCUUCUCCUGGGCAGCUCAGAGUAAGGGUCUGGUCUGGGCGGGUCUCGUCCUCUUUUGGUCAGACGGGAAUUUCCCUCACGCUUCAUAGAAUGCGCCACCGGUUUUCCUCGCAGACCACCACUGGAAAGCUCCGCAGGCAGAAUCAAUCAUCCUGUUCGUUGACGCCAAAUUGUUGUGGAAAUUCUACACAUGGGACACUCAAAGUGAAUCUUAAAUUAAUAAUUGUUUAUUAUCAGCGCGUUGGAGAGGUUCCAACCAACUCAAUGCACCAAGUACACAUGUCGAUCAGGAGCUCCACUGGGGCAGUCCCGUUAGUUAUCUUAUAUACAGACAAGUUAUAUUUGCAUGAUUUAGCUUAUUCAUCAUUCAUAAUUAAUUCAUCAUUAACGUUUGCUUCAUUCACCGACCAAUACUGGGUCAUGCAUGUGACAGACCAAUACCUCAGGAGGCUUCUUCUCUCUGAGCUGAGACCUUGAAACUGAGAUAUAUUUUGUUAUGAAAACAAGGGUCUGGGCGUACUGCCAAAUUGCAGAUACUGAUAGUGAGGAUUUGUUCAAUCAGUCACUUGCAUGAACACAGAAAUGGGUUAUUAGAAAAGCACAAACAUAGAACACAGAAAUUGGUUAAUAGAAAAACACAAACAUAAAAUGUUCCAUCACAGCCCAUUUAAAGUGUUUAAAACCAAGAUAUGGUCACUAUGCCAGGGUUCUCCCCAAAUAAGAAGGGCGCUGCGCCACCUUGUCGGCUUGGCUGUGCCACUAUGUAAAGAUUUCAGAGCAAAUGAAACUGAUAUUUAGUAAUGAUAGAGUAACUAUCUUUGAUCGCCAGCACAUUUGAGCAGUAGGCUAUCUCAACACAGAGCGCACUCAGGACGUACAGAGCGCACUCAUAGUUGAUGACUAUACAGAUAGCAGAUCAGCUCAUGAAUAACGGGGAGAUGAAGAGAGGAAAUUGUUUAAAUAUCAAGGUAUCUUAACGGGUCCAAUUCUGUAAAAAAAAUAUCCAUAUGUACUCUCAUACCGUUUGUUGAUCACAAAUUCUCUCCCGACGCUCUCAUAUGGGCAGCAAGUACGAGACAGUGCAGAGAAGCCAGAUAAAUGUUAUAGCUGUAUUUUGACAUGGAUAGGCGAGAGAUGUGCUUUGAUAAUGCAACCUAUGGAUUCCAGAAUAAAGUUAGGAAUUUUCAUGUGAGACAGGAGUAAAUUUUUUGGGUUUCAGUGGGACUGGAUAGGAAAAUAGCCUAGGCUCUAGGACACGGGGAAGAUAUAAUUUUCUCUCAUGCCUCUCUGAAUUGUUAACAGUCUUCAUGUCUGUGACAGAGAUGUAGUUAAUUGUGCAUAGGCCUAUCAAAUGUGUGACUGUAGGGUUUAUUAAUUGCAUUCGGGUCGCUUGUGCAGUCCGGCAGUGUAAAUUAUUUGUGCGCUUUGAAUAUAUGGCGACUUUGUGUGAAGUAAAUAUCCUAGACUAAAAGCUUCCUUGCGACAACCUGUUUUGGAUAAUGUGCUAUAAAAAAUUUUGCAAAUCUGAUGCUGCGCAUGUUGUGUAGGGCCUGCAUUAGUGCCGACAUUGGGGAUUUUUCAUUUUUAUUUUAAAUCUGGAAAAUGUGAAGAAUGUUCCCGGGAAAGUCCCGGGUCCUGGUUAUCCAUGUUAAUCCCUAGUCUACACUUUGUGUAGCCGUUAACAAUGAUGCUAAUGAUAACCUUCUUCUGGUAGCGAUGAAGGCUUAUUUGCAUAAUUUCAGUGUCCAGAAACCUGGAAAAACUAAAUGGAGAAACUGAAUAACAAAAACACAAAAAAACAGAAUCAGGUAAAAAAAAUCUAACAGGUUUCAUUGGGGCCCUAAUUGUAGCCUUAUUAGAAUCCCCCCAAAAUGUAUUUUGUUUAGAAGGGAUUACUAUGUGAUUCUAGGCUACUUUAAAAUGUAAAAGCAGCUGUGUUUUAUUUUUCUCUCUGACAAAAAAUUAUGACAUUCUAUUUUUAGCUGAUAUGGGAGCGAAUACGUUGAAGCAGCAUAUGGAAUUGGGUAGGUUACAAUGGCAAGUAUAAGAAUAUUUGCCAGGGCAUAUUAUAUUUAACUAUAAAUUAGAUUAUUUCACAUGGAUAUGUGGGAAGCUAAAAAGCCUAGCUAGCUUGCUAUGUUUUUAGCCAGGCUAAAGCCAGCUAGCUACUACUAGCAAGGGAAGACGACUCUUCCUUGCUUCCACCACAAAAACAAAACAAAAAAACUCUGGUAUCGCCCCCUUGUGAAUGAGAGUCUAUGAAAUGCGGAUCGGCGAGAGUAUCAUGUUACUAAAAGGUGUCUGCUGCUCAAAAAAUCAGACUCCAUCCAUUCGCAUGCACGUGCAUAGAUCAACGGAGUGAAGCUUGUAUCGGCCUUUAGACUCUCUAGGCUAGUAAAACAAGAAUCUCUAGGUCCAUUAUGGGCAGUGACAUUUACAUUUACAUUUUAGUCAUUUAGCAAACGCUCUUAUCCAGAGCGACUUACAGGAGCAAUUAGGGUGAAGUGCCUUGCUCAAGGGCACAUCGACAGAUUUUUCACCUAGUCGGCUCGGUAGUGACAGUACUAAUGGUGCCUGAUAAAGCCUUCGUGUUUUCAACCUGACUAUGCUCUCUCUCUGUGAGACUAUGAUUCUCCUUCCUGGCUGUUUUCACAAAGCCAAUUUGCAGGCCUUGCAGAAAUAGGUCACUCAUCAUGUUGCUUAGUGUUCACUGAGGAGAGGAGGCAUCCAAAACGGCACUGACCCUAUUCCCUACGUAGUGCAGUAGUUGUGCACUAUAUAGGGAAUAGGGUGCCAUUUGGAAUACAGACAUCAUGUUGCUUAGUGUUCACAGAGGAGAGGAGCAGGCUGCAUUAUACUAGGACCAUUAGAAGUGCGUCCCAAAUGGCACCCUAUUCCCUUUGUAGUGCACUACCUCUGACCAGGGCCAAUAGGGCUCUGGUUAAAACUAGUGCACUAUAUAGGGAAUAGGGUGCCAUUUGGGACUAUUAGAGGUGACAUUCAGCUCUCUCUCUCUCUCUCUCCAAAUUGUGCAAGAAGAGUGCUUUUCAUCAGCACCCACUGUGCACACGCCUCAUUGCUGGCCACUUUACAGCCCCGUAACACAAACCAAGCCUGCUCUCUCUUUCUCUGUUUCUCUUUCUCUCUGCUAUCUGCUCAACUCUCAGUUUCAGUCAUUUUCAGUUUGCUCCUGGGUUAUCUAAUGUGUGUAUAGAGAGAGAAAAAGAGCGGGGGGAGGGAGAGGGUAGAGGGGGGAGAGAACAGAGAGCGAGAGAAAGCGAGAUAGAGAAAAGAGAGAGAGGUACAUACAGGAAUAGCACAUCAGGAUGUGGUUAGCCCAUUCAGCCUGUCAUUGUGAACUUAUCUAUGUAAGCUCUGACUGCGUCCCCUCUCUCUCUCUCCCUCUCUCUCUCUCUCUCUCGCUCUCUAUUUGUUCUCUUAUCUCCACAAGACUCCAGUCCUCUAACCUCUUAACCAAAUCUCAGCCAUGUGAACCCAAUUCCUUUCCCCCGGGAGAGACGGUUAUCAUCAGGGCCUCAGAUAUUUCAGCAAAGAUUGUGGAGACAGAUAAAAAACCCUUAUGUUUGUUUUCUUAUGAAACUAGAGUCCACCAUUAGACUGCAUCCCUAUAUGAACCUGUUGUUUCCACAAAGCCUACAGUACACACAUCUUUGCAAAGCCCUUUUCAGAAGUCAAUUAGUGAUUUAUCAAAUGUUUUGUUUUGCAUGCAUGUUUUACAUGCAUUUAUUUAACCUUUAUUUAAUCAGGAAAGUCCCAUUGAGAUAUAGCCUAUAAUCAAUUUUACAAGGGAGACCUGGCCAAGGAAGCAGCAGCAAAUACAACAUUACAACAUUAAAGUAUACAAUACAAACAGCACAAUGGAUACACAUGACAACAUCAUGAGCUGAUCCGGCUAACUGGAAACAUUUACACGCCUCCUGAACAGCGCAAGCUCUGUUAUUUGGCUCCUGUCCUGUCAAGCAACUGUCAUGAAGACAGUCUUGUCACCUAAGCCUUGUGGCUGGGUGUCAUAGGAGCUGAAAGUGGCGUUGUCUCGUUGUAUGAGCCGUGUCCAUGCUUCAAGUGCCUGCCACUUCAGUGUCUUGACGAAGGGCACUACUGAUGCUAUACAGUUGUGGUCAAAUAUAUUGGCACCUUUGCACUUUACAAUGGAGUGCAAUGGAACAGAAUGUUCUGUUUUCUCCUUUCAAAACUUGUUAAAUGGCUAUUUUUACCCUUUAGGCACCUGCAAUGUACCUGCAAUGACCUGGACUAAAUUACACAGUAAAAAAUAGUCACUUGGAAUUCAUUUUGAAAGAUUUAGUCCAGGUUAUUUUGAAGUGAAAAAUCGAAAUUUCCAUUUUUAUUUUAUUUCUGGUCCUGCGCAGUUGUAAAUCAAACAUAUACAAAUUUUUUUUUUGCUUAUUGCAGAAGAAAUAGUGAAUCGUGCCAGGGUGCCAAUAUAUUUCACCUCAACUGUAUGACUGUGCUUAUGUGUCUGUACCUAAUGCUUGUCGUUCAAACCAUGACAAUUUGACCAACUUGAAAACUGUCACUGUCUACUGUAUAUCCCUUUCCAGCCUGAGCGGAAUGUUCCAUUUCUUGCUGGACCAUGACCUCUGCGUGCAUUAAUGAGUAUAAUUUGCUGGUGUAAACCCAUAUAUGAAAACAUGAUACAUAUUUCGAAAGCUGAGAAACAGCCCUUUCAAAUGAUAUGACAUACAAUAGCACCCCAUCUUAUACGAAAAUCAAUGCUUUUCUCCAAAACAACUGCCAUUUACACAACUUUCUCAUGAAGAUAGAGAAAAACUAAGAGCAUAUUGAGUCUUCCUUGUUUUGUAAGGUUUGAACUUCGUAAAUCAGAAUAGAAAUACCUUUUACUGUGAACAUUUUACAGUUGUUUUAGUGACCGAUGGUAUUUUUCAAAGAUUCUAUGGAAUGUUCCUUGAUCAGACACUUUCUUAUCUGGAUAGUAUAUUAAACACAAAUCUGCACGAAAACAAAUUACAAAUAGCAUUUAGUCUUACAUAUGAUAAGGAAAGAUAUAAACAAGUAAUAUAAUAAUAUUAAUAAAACAAUAACUUUAUUGAAAGAAUAAGGUUAGGGGAAUACAUUGUCUCAUUCAAACCUGUAAGAAAAGUGUUAUUACCAUUAUAGCCAUAACAUUGUAUACAACAUUCAUCUCAGGGAUAUUGUCAUCAAAAUGUAUCUGGAAUUACAUAAUAUGAUAAGAAUAAGGCAUAUAAUAUAAUAAUUGGCUUUUACAACUUCAAUUUCUUCUGUACAUCCAUUACACUCGGCCUUUAGCCUAUCACGUGAAGAGUCAGAACGGAAACAAUUUAAAAGCCUAACAACAUUUUACAGUCUUUACAAGUCCUUUACAUCUCCAGAUCAUGACUAUCAGACAAAUGUUAGCGUGGUCUUCCAUCAGAUUGUGCCAUAUAGCCAACUCCUAUGUAUAGCCAACUUCUAUGGUAACAUGGCAUGACAACAAUCAUACAAUAGGAUAAACAGAUUCUCUACCAGUCAAUGUUCACCUGCCUGUCAUGUGUGUGUUACUGUGUGUCCUGUUACCCGGGCUUAUCGUUUUGUGCUCACCUAGGCUGGGUGAUUGUCCCUCAGCCCUUUCUGCAGCCUCAGCAGCAUGUUGUCCAGUCUCUCCAGUCCCUGCCUUUCCUUGUCACCGUGGGGACAGCUCCUACAGUGUCCUCCUCACGAAGGUCAGAGAGCUGACCACACUGUCCUACAGAGAAAGAGAGGGAGAGGAUAUUUAAAAACAUAGACGAAAUAUACUGUAUAUAUAUAUAUAUAUAUAUAUAUAUAUAUAUAUAUAUAUAGGCCUAAUAGUACAUAAUAAUAAUAGUAAUAAUAAUGGUCCUCUUCCUCAACAUCCUAAUCUGCUAUGAGCCUGACCUCAUUAGCGCUGUCAGCGGCCUCCUCUUCUGUAGGGACUGCAGUAGGCGUACCUGCCUUUGUCUCCAUCCAUCUCUACCUAUACAAAAUGUAUAACGUGCCUUGUUUCAUAAAUCCAUAACACAUACUAUAAAAACGUUGAUUCACUAAAGGGCUGUAGACUAACCAGAAUGACAUUCUUUGAUUUACACACUUUCACACUUUGCUUGUGUCUAGAUUGGCUCAUCAAUCAUAUGGAUGUGUGGUGGAUGAUCAUGAUGAAUAAGCCAUCAGCUGAUCCGAGACAGUGAUAGUGGACCAGACACAAAAUAUGCCAUCCUAUCUAGCUAAAUUAGCAUUUAGCCAUUUUUGUAAUCUAGCUAGCUAUCUACCUUAGUACAGUAAUAGUACAAUAGUAGAAAUAGAUAUCUGCCAGGCAGGAAAACCAUGUCAGAAAACCUCCUAGACCGAAGUUGGAGCAUAGCUAGCCAUCUUUUACAUGGUAGCUAUAUUCAGAGAUGAUUUUUCUACAAUAUUCACAACAUAUUGACACAAUUACAAUCUUUAUAAAAUAAAAAUCUAAUUUCAUAAAUUACGUGGAAAAACUAAGGUUACUAUGUAACCACAGUUAUGUGAGCUGUUGGAUCACUCCAAUAUGGUAUCCUUCCGCGCGACAGGAUACAUUCCGAGUAAGGAUUUUCAGAUUAGUCCCGUGUACUGGGUAGUGCUUCAGCUGCGGCUGACCCCCUUAAAUAGCUGCCGUCGCACUACUUCCACCUCGUGUCCUUUUUCGAGGCGCCAUAGAUCACAUCGACAAAGAGAAUUGGAGUGAUCCAAUAGCUCACAUAACUGUUGUUACAUACGUAACCUUCGUUAUGAAGCACUAUGUUGGAUCACUCCAAUAUGGUAUCACAAUACCAGAUGAAUCAGUGAACUCAGUCUGGGCCAGACAGAGAGCAAAGUCCCGUAGGAUUGAGCUCAGGGCCGUCAUAGUUGCUGUGUCCCUCCGUCCCCACUCAGGGAAGUGGAGGCAACACCCAGCACAGCUAUACCGACUUCAUUGGUGGGGUCAACAUUGAAUCGAUAAUACCUAGAUCAUGCCCAAUUGGCCAAGGAGCAAAUGUCAUUGAGGGGAACUCCUCGGAGCAGGGCCCACGAUUUAGCUACUCCUCUAGUAGAAUGUGCCAUUACAGCAGAUGGCAGAGGCCGGCUGGCCAGCUGAUUUGCUGUAGUAAUAGUGUCCACAAUCCAAUGUGAGAGUCUUUGUAUCGAUAGGCUCUGGCCCAGAACUCUCUCACCAUUGCAAACCAAUAGUCGAUCAGACGGUCUUAAUUGCCUGUGUCUGCGUAACGUAAGUGUCCAAGGCUCUGACUGGUCACAGCACACUUGGAGAAAAACAACCAGUUCACCGGCAGCUGCGGGAGGGGUGUAUGAGGGCAAAUGUAAGGUCAGACAGGAUUGUCUGCAAGAAUGAGGGUUUUAACACGGAGGGUGACACUCCUUUUGUCUGGACCCAUUCGGAAACAUUCACCGCUCACUGAAAAAAGCAUGAAGUUCACUCACCCUCUUAGUGGAGGUACAGUAAUAGCCAACUCUAGGGGCUCGAGGGUGGAUUUUCAAGCACUGACAGCACCACGUCAAGGUUCCAGCUUUGCACCCUUCAUAAACUUGUAGAGCAAUGGGUAGCCACCCAUGGAUCCCUCCUGGCCUUCGUCAUGGCAUGCAGAGAUAGCGGCUAGAUGCACUCUCAAUGUGGAUGCCGCUCGGCCCGCAUCGAGCAGUGAUUGUGAAAACCGUAAAACUGUUUCCACAUAUGACUCUCACACCAGGUACAGAAUAUGCCCCACCGCAUUCGCUAUGACGCAUUGGUGGUGGAAGCCCUGGCAUGCCGCAACGUGUUCACCACAUUGUCUUGAAGGCCUAGACUGAUGCACUAAUGCCUCUCAGAGGACAAGACCAAAGCUGGAGGCGGUGCGGGUCUGGAUGACACAGUGUCCCCCUAGCCUGAGAGAGCAGGUCGGGCCUCAGUGGCAGCAGCCAUGGGGUUCCCGAGAGGAGAGACAACAGGAGGCUGAACCGUGGUGGUCUCGGUCAAUAUGGAGCUAUCAAGAGCAGCUGGUGGCCCAUCAAGCUGACCCUGUCUAAGGUAGCUGUGAUGAGGGGAAAUGGUUGGAACGCGUAAAGCGUUGUUGCCGGCCAAUCGUGAGUGAGGGCAUUGAGAGCCAGCUGGGAGUGUUUUCCUGAGAUGCAAACAGGUCCACCUAUGCUCUCCCGAAGCUGUAGCACAAACUGAGGGUGUAGAGUCUAGUCUCUAGAGAGAGAGCAUGUCCGCUGCAUUGUUCAGGACCCCGGGGAUAUGUGCUGUUCGCAGCGAUACCAAGUGGGUCUGAGCCCACGGCAAGAGCUCCCGCAGUGUGAUCGCAGUCCUCCCUGGUGAUUGACCUACUCCACUACUGUGGUGUUUUCCGAUCGGACCAGGACAUGCUGUCCUACCAGGUAGGGCUGGGACUGUUGGAGUGCUAGGCGAACCGCCCUGAGCUCCAGCACAUUGAUGUGUUGACCACUCUAUGGGGGCUCCAGCGGUCGCUGGCCUCUAUGCCUCUGAACACUUCACCCCAACCCGUCAGAGAGGCGUCGGUGCUCAACAGCUCUCUGCGUUGGACUCUGAUUAGGCUCACUCCCUUUAACAGGAACGAGUGGGAUAGCCACUUCGAUAUGGUCCAAACAUGCACUCGUCACCAACAGCUGACGGUGUCUGUGUUGUUUUGGCUGCCGGCCGGGGGAGUUCAACCAUCACUAAAGUGGCCUGAGAUGGAGAAUGCCCAGCGGAAUCAGCAGUGAAGCUGCCGUCAGUAGACCGAGUAGCUGUUGCCACUCUAACACUGACACUGUUGAGGUAGGAUAGCAUUGUAUUACUCUCACCUGAGGGAGACGUGCCCUCAUGAGAGUCGAGUCUAUGGACAUCCCGAGAUAAAUCACUUUCUGUGAGGGGGUCAGGUGACUCUUCUCCUUGUUCAGGGUGAGGCCCAGACCUUGAAUGUGGUUCGAGAGGGUUCUUGUGUCCGUUGUGGCCUGCUCCCUGGAUUGGGCACAGACUAGCCAAUCGUCCAGGUAAGGCAGUUACUCGUCCAGUAGAAUGCGCCACCACAGCAAAAGGCAAAGGCCGGCCGUCACGCUGAAAUGCUGAAGUAAGUGUCCACCUUGCAAUGUGAGAGUCUGUUCGGAUAGGCCCUGGCCCAGAACUCUCUCAAUAUAGUCAAUGAAAAACUGAUAAAGCUUUCAUAUUGCCUGUGUCUGUGAAAAGUAAGUGUCCAUUGCCCUAGCUGGGCACAACACACUGGGGGAAGCCCCUAGUUCACCUAUAACAAUGGGAGGGGUGUAUGUGGACAACAGUAAUGGCUGGUUAACAUGUCUGUCAGACAGAACCCUUGGCCAGCAUGAGGGGUUAGGAUGGAGGUCAACACUCCUUUCAUCUGAACUCAUUUGGAAACAUUCAGUCAACUAGGGCGUCAACACUAGAAGACCCUGAGACAUUAGAGGCGACAGAAUUAUAGGGUGGCCGGCAUUAGAAUUGGAGUUCGUAGCCUUCCAUCAUUGUAUUCAGUACCCAUGGGGACUCUACUUGCCUCUCUUUGUUUGGCCCUUCUUAGACGCAGUCCGCUGCCUGUGGGCAGGGACACCUUGCAUUUCUCAAGGCGAAACAAUACUGGAAAUGGUCGUUUCUUUCUGUGGAAAGAAGAGAAGGGUAGGGUAUACCCUGCAGUGUAACAGAAAAAUAUGGCAACCCCAGCUGCACACUGCGUAAGAACAGCAGUGUAAUCGAGCUGUUAUGUGAGUUUCUAAGGAAACUAGGAUAGUUACUGUCUGUACUGUAAAGUAGUUCAACAGAACUAUAGUAAACCCCGCUAUACACUGAAAUCCUCACUGUAAUAUAGCUGAGAUGUGAGUUACUGUCUGUACUGUAAAAUAGUGUAACAGAAAACUAUCACAACGCAGCUACCCACUGUGUGAAAAAACAACAGUGUAAUUUCCGAUGCGAGCGAUCAGGCUGUAAUUUCAAAAAGUAGAUGACUCAACUGUUAACUCAUUUAUACUAGCUUGUGUGUCCUAUUGUCCUUAAGUAGUAAUUUAUAGGGGCGUGUGACAACCAAGAUGACAUUUUCUGUAGGCUACAGCAAUGACCCGUUGGAACCGAAACUUGGCAUGGACAUUUAGCCUACAACACUUUUUAACUUUCGGUCUGGUAGAAGAUUCAGUCAGUGCCAUUAGUGAUAAUAUGAUACAGCACACUGGCUGGCUCGUGUGUGGGUGUGUGUGUGGGUCUGGGAGGAGGGGUGUGUGUGUGGCAAUGCACUGCUGUUUGGCGUGCAGCACAUUGGCAGUGCUUGCUGUGACUUGUAGUGCAGCUCAUCACGGGCUGUAUGGAAGCGGGCCAAAAUGAAUUGACAACCCAAAUCAUUGUGGGGGCCUGAUAGAAAUGUGUCACGGGCUGGAUUCGGCCCGCGGGCCUUGUGUUUGACACGUGAUGUAUGAGGAUUUGCUCCGUUACUGUUCAUUGAAGUAAAUAAAACAAGUUACUGCCCAUAAAAUCCUAAACCAAUUGUAUCUAUUUUUAGCUCAUGUUGUCAUGUGUAAAUAAAAAAUUUCAGAAAUGAAAUUGGUGAUUGGACGGCAGUGUUAUUAAGGAUUUAAACCAUCAUAACUAUUAUAUGAAAUUAGAACACUCCGGCUGGAAAGGGUUAAAUAGCAGAAUUGGUCCCAGAUUUCUUUGUUCUGUUUUGCCAACACUCUUAUGGUUGUUGGUCCAGGCUAAAUCUUAUAGGCAAUGUGACAACACAAUGUGAUGUUUGUUGUUGUGAUGGUUUGUCUCCUUGGAUGACUGAAUCUCCUGGGGAUGCUUUGGCAGUUGCAGUUAGUGUGGUUGUGAUGCAUCUGUCAGUUAGUAUUCUAUCCAUGGAUUGGCUGUCAGUCUGUGGAUUGGCUGUUCUUUCACCCAGGGUGCACCUGGCAGUCUCUGGGUCUUGUUGUUUGUUGACUUGACCUGUGACAGUUACUGUGAUCCUCCUCACGCCUCACUAGUCUCACUGAGCCAGCCAGCCUCAACAGCUGGGACCAUCAACUUGUUUUUCAGUUUAGUAAGAUAUCCCCAGUGAGCUAAAUCGGUUGAAAGACGACCUUUCAACAUAUUUUUUACGUCUUUGCAACCAAGACGUAUUUUCAACGUCUUAUCAAUGUCUUGUGCUCAUAGGUAUGAUGCUGUUGUUGUUGUUGGAGAACAGUUCAGUUCAUCAAGAUUUUAAUCUGUUGGACCACCUUUGGAGCAUGAUUUUCUUAUCCGAAAAUAAAAAAUGGCCUGUAACACAAUGGGCCUAAAAGGUGACUGAAAAUUGUGUUGUAUGAUGCAAGGAACCACUUCACAAAACAAUAUUCACUAUUAUCACUGGUAUUGACAAUGGAAGGCUGAUGGUCUCUGAUCCCAUGUAUUAUAUAUCCUGCUGCUGUGGCCUUGAGCAAGGCACUUAACCCCCCACAAAGUAAAAUACUGCACUGAUAGGCUACUGUAUAAAACGUGGUCCGUCAACCCUCCAUCUGGAGAGCUACUGGGUUUGCAGGCUUUUGGUCCAACCCUGAUCAAACACAUCAGAGUCAGCUUAUCAAGGUCCUGUUGUGCAGCUGAUAUUUCACAAUAUGGUGUGUUCGAGCAGGGCUGGAGCAAAAGCCUGCACACCCAGUAACUCUCCUGGAUUCUCCUGGAGGAUGGUUGGCCACCCCGCAACAUUACAAUUACAACCAAAUACUUUAUAAAAUAAUUCCCUCGUUCAUUGAACCAGGGAUCAAAUGGCUAAGGUGGGCGGGGUAGCUAACUAAGAUCUAUCUGUAAGGCUAAAAUAUUCAGUGUACAGGGGAGAUCUUGACAGCAUAGGAGUUACUUGUCAAUUAGGUUAUUCUAAGAAUAUUUCUUUACUUUGUCAGAAUUGCAUGACCAGUAUUGAAUAGAGGAGAAUCCAAACCAAUUUUGAGUGCUUGAGAGAUGGUUUUACAACCGGAGUAUGCAGACAGUAACGGUGUGUGGGUAAAAUCACUGGGGAAGCCAAGCCAGAAAAAAAGCCACAUUACAACCUAUGUGUUGUGAUAAUUGCGUUGUUUGCUCUAUAACCUGUUAGUUCAUAUGCCUUGCGACCGUGAUAUAUAGGCCUUAAGCCGAGACAAUAAGAAGACACAGUGGCAGAAUAAAUUAAUCACACCUUUUGUUUCAUCACAAAACCGGAGAGCAACCUCUGUCAGGUAAAGUCUACAAAGCAUAUUGCGUGUAACAAAGAGUUACAUGUCCUACAGCAUGGUCAACCAAGUUAAUGUUUCUAACAUUUUCAGACUACUAAACAACUAUUGAUUUAGAACCACAGAGACUUACCACAAGUCACAAAGAAAACAGGAGCUGCCUCCACUAUUCCAGCACCAUUUCAACUUCAACAUUUCAACAUCAUCAAAUCACCUAUCCUUAGUGACAACUAUAAGAUACCAAAAACAAUUUAGUCCAAUCAAGGUAAGCUAAAUAUGAUGUGGCUGUCCAUGGUUCUGAUUUGUUUGUGUGUGUGCAUGCGUUUGUGCAAGUAGAAAAAACAUGUUGACUCACCCUACUUGUAGAGAGACGCCAAUGCCAUCCUCCUCGCUUUCAUGUUGACGAAACGAUUUAUGACUUAAAUUUUUUGUUGUCCUACCUGGCUAAAACGUUGCUACCUGGCUAAAAUGCUUGCUCACUAGCCUAACUUCCUAUCAUGGGCAACGUUAGCUAGUUAACACUAGCCUUUUACAUCUAGCUACAUAUUGAACAUCCAUCCUCUCAGGUCAGGGGCACAAUGUAGGAAUUUAUGGGUGGAUCAGAAUCGCCAUUAUAAUCAUUGGCCAGUACGGAGAAUUAAGUAAAACCACAAGUCCAAAUCUCUAUCUCCAUCCAUGGCUAAUUUAGGAAAGGGACAAUUUUAGCUAACAACACAACGAAAUGCAACAAUUCAAGUCAUUUCUGUCAAUGACAUAUUGCUCUCGAUUGGAUGUGAUUGUAGUGAAGCCAAAUUCAAACUGGCUUCCCAUGACACUUUUUUUUGGUGCGCCAGGACCAUUCACAGAUGACCUCACUCAGUUUAGCUCAAUGCUGAUUGGCUAUUAUUUUAUACUUUUUUUUUAUCAAGGGAGGCCAAAUGCUCACUGGCUAUCCUUGCAUUCAAUGCUACGGGUGUCAACAAUGUCAUACUCUUUUUGACCAGACAGCAUCAGAUAGAUGGCCUACACACAGAGACAGAGGGGCGCUGUUUCGCUCGCUCGGAUGCUUUCUCCGGUGAGAUACAUUCAGCCUCUUGCGAAUUGAAGGAAAAUUAUGAAACAGAGAGACGAAAGAUACAUUAUUUUACAUCUUUUAGAUAAGGUUGGUAGCAACAUUGGGCGGCAGGUAGCUUAGUGGUUAAGAGCGUUGUGCCAGUAACCGAAAGGUCGCUGGUUCUAAUCCCCGAGCCGACUAGGUGAAAAAUCUGUAGAUGUGCCCUUGAGCAAGGCACUUAACCCUAAUUGCUCCUGUAAGUCGCUCUGGAUAAGAGCGUCCGCUAAAUGACCUAAAAAAAAAACAUGGAAAAUCGUUGUGGAAAACUUUUGCAGCUCAAGUCGACUACAAAAUCGACAAUGCAAUGCUCUUUCUAUGGGCUGGCUGGUUGUUUAGCCAACAUAGCUACACACAAUAAUACCAAAGUCAAUAUCAGCAUGUGAAGCAGCUAGUUAGCUGUAAAAUCAUCUAAACAAACUGCACUAUCAAUUUAGGAGUCUACAAUCUCACAAUGUUCAACCUGCAGAUCGAUGUGCCUCACAGAGUGAAGUGUAACAUUCGCAACAGCAGAUAUACAGUGGGGAAAAAAAGUAUUUAGUCAGCCACCAAUUGUGCAAGUUCUCCCACUUAAAAAGAUGAGAGAGGCCUGUAAUUUUCAUCAUAGGUACACGUCUACUAUGACAGACAAAAUGAAAAGAAAAGAAAAUCACAUUGUAGGAUUUUUUAUGAAUUUAUUUGCAAAUUAUGGUGGAAAAUAAGUAUUUGGUCAAUAACAAAAGUUUCUCAAUACUUUGUUAUAUACCCUUUGUUGGCAAUGACACAGGUCAAACGUUUUCUGUAAGUCUUCACAAGGUUUUCACACACUGUUGCUGGUAUUUUGGCCCAUUCCUCCAUGCAGAUCUCCUCUAGAGCAGCGAUGUUUUGGGGCUGUCGCUGGGCAACACAGACUUUCAACUCCCUCCAAAGAUUUUCUAUGGGGUUGAGAUCUGGAGACUGGCUAGGCCACUCCAGGACCUUGAAAUGCUUCUUACGAAGCCACUCCUUCGUUGCCCGGGCGGUGUGUUUGGGAUCAUUGUCAUGCUGAAAGACCCAGCCACGUUUCAUCUUCAAUGCCCUUGCUGAUGGAAGGAGGUUUUCACUCAAAAUCUCACGAUACAUGGCCCCAUUCAUUCUUUCCUUUACACGGAUCAGUCGUCCUGGUCCCUUUGCAGAAAAACAGCCCCAAAGCAUGAUGUUUCCACCCCCAUCUUGCGUGGAGCCCCAGAUCGAGGGAGAUUAUCAGUGGUCUUGUAUGUCUUCCAUUUCCUUACAAAAAAAACCCUCAUCUUCUAAAAAGGGUUCUUCAGAUGAAAAUGGUUCUUGAUAGAACCCUAUCCCUCCACAAAGAACCCUUUUGGAACCAUUUUUUCUAAGAGUGCAUAGAUACAGAUAUAGUGCCUUCAGAAAGUAUUCACACCCCUUGAACUUUUGCAAAUGUAGUUGUGUUACAAAGUGGGAUUAAAAUGGAUUUAAUUGUCAUUCUUGGUCAACGAUCUACACAAAAUACUCUGUAAUGUCAACGUUUUAACAUUGGUCAACAGUGGGUCAAUACACCUUUGGCAGCGAUUACAGCUUUAAGUCUUUCUGGGUAAAUCUCUUAAGAGCUUUCCACAGCUGGAUUGUGCAACAUUUGCCCAUUAUUCUUUUCAGAGUUCUUCAAGCUCUGUCAAAUUGGUUUUUGAUCAUUGCUAGACAACCAUUUUCAGGUCUUGAACUAGAUUUUCAAGCAGAUUUAAAUCAAAAUUGUAACUCGGCCACUCAGAAACAUUCACUGUCUUCAUGGUAAGCAACUCCAGUGUAAAUUUCGCAUUGUCUUUUAGGUUAUUGUCCUGCUCAAAGGUGAAUUCAUCUCCCACUGUCUGAUGGAAAACAGACUGAACCAGGUUUUUCUCUAGGAUUUUGCCUGUGCUUAGCUCCAUUGCGUUUCUUUUUUAUUCUGAAAAACUCCCCAGUCCUUAACAAUUACAAACAUACCCAUAAAAUGGGCAGCAGGUAGCUUAGUGGUUAAGAGCGUUGUGCCAGUAACCGAAAGGUUGCUGGUUCUAAUCCCCGAGCCGACUAGGUGAAAAAUCUGUCGAUGUGCCCUUGAGCAAGGCACUUAACCCUAAUUGCUCCUGUAAGUUGCUCUGGAUAAGAGUGUCUGCUAAAUGACUAAAAAUGUAAAUGACAUGAUGCAUCCACCACUAUGCUUGAAAAUAUGGAUAGUGGUACUCAGUAAUGUAUUGAAUUUGCCCCAAACAUAACACUUUUUAUUCAGGACAAAAUGUGAAUUGCUUUGCCACAUUUUUGCAGUAUUACUUUAGUGCCUUGUUGCAAACAGGAUGCAUGUUUUGUAAUAUUUUUAUUCUGUCAACUAGGUUAGUAUUGUGGAGUAACUACAAUGUUGUUGAUCCAUCCUUAGUUUUCUCCAAUCACAGCCAUUAAACUCUGUAACAAUUUUAAAGUCACCAUUGGCCUCAUGGUGAAAUCCCUGAGCAGUUUCCUUCCUCUUCGGCAACUGAGUUAGGAAGGACACCUGUUUCUUUGUAGUGACUGGGUGUAUUGAUACACCUUCAAAAGUGUUAUUAAUAACUUCACCAUGCUCAAAGGGAUAUUCAAUGUCUGCUUUUGUUUUACCUAUCUACCAAUAGAUGCCCUUCUUUGCGAGGCAUUGGAAAACCUCCCUGGUCUUUGUGGUUGAAUCUGUGUUUGACAAUCACUGCUCGACUCCUGAACUUAUUUAGGCUUGCCAUAACGAAGUGGUUGAAUACUUAUUAACUCAAGAAAUGUCUGCCUUUCAUUUUUAAUAUUAAAAACAAAUAAAUGAACACUUUGACAUUAUGGGGUAUUGUGUAUAGGCCAGUGACAACAAAUAUCAAUUGAAUCUAUUUAAAAUUCAGGCUGUAACACAACAAAAUGUGGAAAAAGUAAAGGGUGUGAAUACUUGUUGAAGGCACUGUAGAUACAGAAGAACAGAUCCGCUCAUACCCAGAAAACACCAGAAGGUUCUGUCUGUAGGGGAACACAGAUCUAAAGGAUUGGCGUUCACACUAUAAUUUAUCUAAUCUCCCAUAUCUAACUCUCAGUCUGCCACGUUGGCUCUAGUACUGUUUUGAACACGGGUUGCCUCAAAUGACUCACAGGGUAUUUUUUGGGGGAGGUUUGACAUUUCAGGGUAUUGUGUCUGAAGAGGACGGGACAACCCCAACCCAGAGUCAAUGAUGUUGUGAAGGCCUCCUCUGCUGUGUCCUGUGGAGCGAGGCGAGACCUGUCUCCGUUUAGGGAUUAGCCCCCCAGAGGAGUGGCCAUCACUCCUUGGACCCCCCAUGGCUGCCACAUUCACCAUUGUGUAUGUGUUUUUCUCUGUGAUUUGGAUGAUUAGAAGAUAUAACUGCCAACUCUCUCUCUCUCUCUCUCUCUCUCUCUCUCUCUCUCUCUCUCUCUCUCGGUCUCUCGCUCUCUCGAUUCUCAGGGCCUUUUCAAAUGACUCACGUCCUGUGUUUCAUGUUUUACUGUGUGUAUGAGUGAAAGAGGGAGAGAGAUAGAGAUGGAGAGAGAGACAAAGAGAGAGAAAAAGAGAGAGAGGGAGGAAGAGAGAGUGGAAGAGAUACAGUACUGUCAGUAAGAGGGGAAAACAUCACUUGGUAGGCACCAGGCCAGGGUGUUGAAGGAAGUUCUAGCACAAGUAAACACAGACAGAGUCGGUGUGACAAGACCCUCGUCUAUAGAGUAUAAUGUAGCAACAAUAAUACAAUAGUUACACUAGUAUUACACUAGUCGUAGUGUUUCUUGUUGUGCUGUUUCAUCCUGUUUGUUUACUACAAACCCUACUCCUGUGGUCCUCUCUCUCAUUCUUUCUCUUAUCUUACUCUCUCUCUCUCUCCUCUCUCUCUCUCUCUCUCUCUCUCUCUCUCUCUCUCUCUCUCUCUCUCUCUCUCUCUCUCUCUCUCUCUCUCUCUCACUCACUCUCUCUUUUUCUCUCCUGUGUUGUGGUGCUGACUGGGCCGGGCAGGCUGCCCAGCAGUACAGUAGGCUUGCCUGGACGUGCUUCAGCUCUGGGAGUCUUUUCUUAAUGGAGCCCCAGCCCACAGCUAGCCGUGGAGCAGAGCACACGCACGCACACACUUACGCAUGCACACACACACACACACACACACACACACACACACACACACACACAAGGAAGAGUCAGGCUCAGAAGGGGGUUAAGUUUGAGUGUUUCAGUGAGUCACUCAGACGCCAGACGGCCCGAGCCAGUCGAACUAGCGAGUCACGUCUGAGGCCUCCCUCACCCCUCUUCCCAUCCCCCCUCUCCUCCUUCUCCUGUUCAAGCCUGUUUGCUGUCUGUCAGCGCCCGCCGAGGAGCUCUGCUCUGCUCUGUUCUCAGCUCACUCUGAACUCAUCGACCCCGGCCCACUCUCACCGGCAAACCAUUCCCCCCUCCCUCCCUCUGCCUCCCUCCCUCCCUGUCCGUGCCUCGAACCCUGCAACCUCCCUCUCCCUUACACACUCUCUCUCUAACACACACACGUCCCCAGGCUCCCUGUCUUCCCCCUAGAACCAGGCUUUUCUACCUACAGUGCCUUCCGAAAGUAUUCAUACCCCUUGACUUAUUCAAAAUGUUGUUGUGUUACAGCCUGAAUUAAAAAUUGAUUAAAUCGUUUUUUUUUCUCUCACCCAUCUACACACAAUAUAUCAUAAUAACAAAGUGAAAACAUGUUUUUAGGAAUUUCUGCAAAUUUAUUGAAAAUUAAAUACAGAAAUAUCUAAUUUACUUAAGUAUUCACACCCGAGUCAAUACUUUGUAUAAGCACCUUGGGGGCGAUUACAGCUUUGAGUCAUCUUGGGUAUGUCUCUAUCAGCUUUGCGUAUCUGGAUUUGGGGAUUUUCUUCCAUUACUCCUUGCAGAUUUCCUUAAGCUAUGUUAAGUUAGAUGGGGAGCGGCAAUGAACAGCAAUCUUCAAGUCUUUCCAAAGAUUUUAAAUGGGAUUCAAGUCUGGGCUUUGGCUGGGCCACUCAAGGACUUUAACAUUCUUAUUCUGAAGCUAUUCCAGUGUUGCUUUGUCUGUAUACUUGGGGUCAUUGUCCUGUUGGACUGUAAAUCUUUGCCCCAGUCUAAGGUCAUUUGCGCUCUGAAGCAGGUUCUCAUCAAGGAUUUGCCUGUAUUUGGCUCCAUUCAUUGUUCUCUCUAUCCUUACCAGUCUUCCAGUCCCUGCCGCUGAAAAGCAUCCACAUAGCAUGAUGCUGCCACCACCAUGCUUCACAGUAGGGAUGGUGUUAGCCUGGUGAUGAGCUGUGUCUGGUUUUCUUUGCAUUCAGGCCAAAGAGUUAAAUUUUUGCCUCAUCAGACCACAGAAACUUUUGUCUUGUGCGCUCAAAGUCUUUAACGUGCCUUUUUGCAAACUCCAGGGGUGCUGUCAUGUUGCUCUUUCUCAGGAGUUGCUUCCAUCUGGCCACUCUCCCAUAAAGCCCAGAUUGGUGAAAUGCUGUAAAGACUGUUAUCCUUCUGGCAGGUUCUCCCAUCUCAGCCAAGGAACUCUGUAGUUCUGUCAGAGUGGUCAUUGGGUUCUUGGUCACCUCCCUGACCAAGGUCCUUCUUUUCCGGUUGCUACGUUUGGUCGGACGGACAGCUCUAGGCAGAGUCUGGGUAGUUUUUUCCAUUUCUCAAUGAUGGAGACCACUGUGCUCUUGGAAACUUUCAACACUCUAGAAAUUGUUUUAUACCUUUCCCCAAAUAUAUGCCUCAUCACAAUGCUAACUCAGAGAUCUAUGGACAGUUCCUUGGACGUCAUGGUAGUUUCUGCUCUGACAUGCAUUGUCAACUGUGGGACCUUAUAUAGACAGGUGUGUUUCUUUCUAAAUCAUGUCCAAACAAUUGGCCACAGGUGGACUCCAAUCAAAAUGUAGUGACAUCUCAAGGAUGAUGAAAGGAAAUUGGAUGCACCUGGGGGGGUGCAACUCAAUAUUAAGAAGGUGUUCCUAAUGUUUUGUCCACUCAGUGUAUAGUGUAGAGAAUCAUUGUACCAUCAAAACCGCAGUGAAAUAUAUUUUCCAUAACCAAAAAUAUUGUUUUUUCAGCUGUUUGAAGCUGGUGUACAAAACCUAAAGUAAAAGACGCAAGAAUGAAACUUAAGAUCGGGAAGCGAUAGAACAGAUCCACAGUUUCUUAGACUUGCUUUCAAUGAGAAUGACAGAUCUAUAAUUUACUCAAAAAGAAAAGGCACACCGGGAAAUAUGCAAAUGAGGCUUUACACCAUACAGUGUUAAAACAACACCCAAAAAUGAUUUACUGUAAAACUACAGGUUUUAAUUUAUUACACUGAAAAGUGUAAGUGAGUCAGCACUAAGCAAAGUGAGUCCAGUUUACUCUAAAUCAAGUGUUAUGUUUUACACUGUAGGUGUUGCAUAUUACUCUACAGUAGAGCUUUGCAAACACCACAAUCGAGUUCAUUUGAACACUUUAAGAGGAAAAUGGGGAACACUGCAAUAGAGUUAAAUAUUGAACAAUUUCAAAAGUGUUAUUUUAACACCAGUACAGUGGGACUCAUAUGUUCACUGACAAUAGUGUACAUUUUACUUUCACAGUUAAAUAUACACCAUUGAUUUCACUGUGUGUGAAUGUCUCCUUUGCUGUGUGAAUGUGUCUCAAGGGGCAGCAGUCUUCUCAGGAGGACUGACUGAGUCGUGACCCUGCUGGAUCAAGUGGUCGGAUGCUGACCCUGCUGACCUCUCUCCGUUGUUCCUUUUCUUUCCCUUUCUCCUCCCUUAUCCCUUUUCUUUCCCAUCCUCCGCCCUCAGUCCUUUGACAAGUCUUCCUGCCUGAAACAGGAAGUGGCACACAUGAAACUUAGGGGCUAA
Messenger RNA from Coregonus sp. 'balchen', 42328 nucleotides. Lineage: Eukaryota; Metazoa; Chordata; Actinopteri; Salmoniformes; Salmonidae. The record is from the annotation of a GenBank genome assembly.